Messenger RNA from Didymodactylos carnosus, 369 nucleotides. Lineage: Eukaryota; Metazoa; Rotifera; Eurotatoria; Philodinida; Philodinidae. The record is from the annotation of a GenBank genome assembly.
GAUCCGGAUGCCGAAAAUGGUGAGGUCAACGCUUACAAGCUUUAAUACGAUGGCUUUAUCAUUCUGUUUCAUUCUAUAUUAUAGUAACACCAACAGUUGCAGAUAAGAACAAUAAAGAGCGGACAAGAUUUUUGAAAUUACAGCAGAAAUGCGUACAUUUAGAAAAUCGUAUAGCAAAAUUGGUCGCUGAAAAUGAUCAAAUGCGUCGAAAAAGCGUCAUGCUUCCACCUACCGGCUCAUUACCAUGGUUUGAAACAGUUUGUCAUCAGAUGCGUGGGAAUCCUGUGGCUGAGUGUUAUUCAAAAUGUUGUGAUGAAAUUGGCAUGCCUAUUUCAACAUUACGAUCGUUGGUUGUCGAGAAAUCAGCAA